This is a messenger RNA of Eurytemora carolleeae, 1720 nucleotides long. RefSeq names its product glycine-rich cell wall structural protein. Lineage: Eukaryota; Metazoa; Arthropoda; Copepoda; Calanoida; Temoridae. Gene Ontology annotation, biological process: DNA integration. The coding region runs from base 1 to 1593 and encodes 530 amino acids. The record is from RefSeq and is a predicted model, not a curated record. Gene Ontology annotation, molecular function: nucleic acid binding. The transcript has 3 exons.
AUGAUUGACAGAACUACACGCUGGCCUGAAGCAGUACCUUUGUCCUCCAUCUCUACUGAGUCCUGUGUGAGAGCGUUUAUCUCAACCUGGGUUUCCAGAUUUGGAGUACCUUCUACGUUAACUUCCGACAGAGGUGCUCAAUUCACGUCCUCCGUCUGGGCCGGAGUUUGCCGAAUCCUGGGUAUUUCUCCUUCUCAGACAACGAGUUUCCAUCCUCAGUCAAAUGGUAUGAUCGAACGUUUCCAUAGAUCUCUCAAGUCUGCUCUCCGAGCCAGAUCUUCUGAGCCGCCAAUGGAUAUUGAGUAUCGAAUAGAUUCCCGGUUUGUGGCGUAUACAUUUGACCGGUAUGGGGGUAUAAAGGAUGAGUAUGCCCAUGUUAACGAUCUUUGUGUCAAGAUGGCUGGAGUAGGUCUGAUUCUGUUGGCUUGUGUGGGUCUGGGAGCCGUAAAUGGAGCGCCCCAAGAACGGAGUGUAAACGGAAUAGUUCAAGGAACUAACAGUGCUGUCGGAGGUAUUUUUAAUGGAGCCAAUAAUCUUGUUGGAGGAAUUGCAUCAGGUGUAGGAGGAGCUAUUGGGGGUGUAGCAUCAGGAACAGGAACAGCUGUAGGAGGAAUAUUUUCCGGAGUAGGAGGUGCUGUAGGCGGUGUUGCUUCAGGAACAGGGUCCGCUGUCGGAGGAGUAGCAUCAGGUUUGGGCGGAGCUGUCGGAGGAACUGCAAAUGGGUUCGGAAAUGCUGUCGGAGGAACUGCAAACGGUUUCGGUAAUGCAAUCGGAGGAACAGCAAAUGGCUUCGGAAAUGCUGUCGGAGGCACUGUAAAUGGCUUUGGCAAUGCUGUUGGAGGAACAGCAAAUGGUUUUGGAAGUGCAAUUGGAGGUACCGCUAGUGGCUUUGGCAGUGCUGUUGGAGGAACUGCAAGUGGGUUUGGAAGUGCUUUUGGAGGAACUACGAGUGGUUUAGGUAACGCAAUUGGAGGCACAGCAAACGGUUUUGGAAAUGCUAUUGGAGGAACUAACAACGGGUUUGGAAAUGCCAUUGGAGGUACAGCAAAUGGAUUUGGUAACGCAAUUGGAGGCACCGCAAAUGGUUUUGGAAAUGCAUUCGGAGGAACUGCUAAUGGAUUUGGAAGUGCCAUUGGUGGAAUUAAUAACGGAUUUGGAACUGCUGUUGGAAGCACAGCGAGUGGAUUUGGAAACUCUGUUGGAGGAUUUUCUGGACAAACAACCUGGAGUAGACCAACAUAUUUUUCAAAUUCUAGCCCAAUAUACACUGUAUCCAAUUCUUCUUACUUUGUAUCCAGGCCUUCUUAUUCUGUAUCCAGGCCUUCUUAUUCGGUAUCCAGGCCUACUUAUACUGUAUCCAGUCCGAUCUAUACAGUCUCCAACCCUAGUUUCUCCAACCCAAGUUUCUCCAACCCAAGUUUCUCCAACCCAAGUUUCUCCAACCCAAGUUACUACAACCCAAGUUUCUCCAGUAUUUCCAACUCUGGUUUCUCCCGUUCCUCCAACUAUGGUAAUACCUUCUCCAAACCUGUUGGGACCGUCUCAACUGACUCCGGGUACUCUCAACAAAGUGUAGGCGGAUAUGACGGAUAACGCAGAUAAGGAGACAAAUAGGAACUAUCUGGUUCAGGAAAUGGGUAAUUUAAAAAUUGUAAACCUUCCGAUUCAGGGAACGGAAUUUAAGCUUUUUGUUAAUAAAUACAUCUAUUUUUUUGUUUUA